Messenger RNA from Hordeum vulgare subsp. vulgare (domesticated barley), 2297 nucleotides. Its product is annotated as serine/threonine-protein phosphatase 7 long form homolog. The record is from RefSeq and is a predicted model, not a curated record. The coding region runs from base 980 to 1921 and encodes 313 amino acids. The transcript is spliced from 6 exons. Gene Ontology annotation, biological process: meristem development; meristem maintenance. Lineage: Eukaryota; Viridiplantae; Streptophyta; Magnoliopsida; Poales; Poaceae.
UAAUUUUUUUGUGUAGUUCAAUAUGUUAGGCAUAUUUUAUUUUGGCCUUUGGGUCAUUUUAUUGUUUGUGUACUUCAGUAUGUUAGAUGAUAUAGUUGUACGUAUUGUUGGUAUUAUUUUGUGUAGUUGAAUAUGUUAGAUGAUAUAGUUCAAUAUGGGGCAUUUUCUUAAUAUGUUGGAUGAUGAUAUAGAUGGAAGUAUUGUUGGCAUUUUUUUAAUAUGUUGGAUGAUGAUAUAUACGGACAUAUUGUUGAUAUUGAUGUAUGUUAUUUUUUGUUAGGAUGGUGGAUGAUAAUGACCCUUGGUAUGACGGGUUAAUCGAAGAGUUCGAUAAAGAGCACCGUGCUCGUGCCAUUGAGAAUUGUAAGGUAAGAAGACUUAAUCGAAGACUUGUCAAUUAUUCGUGUUUUCAUAUGUGUUUGACGUACUGAUAUGAAGCUCAUAUUCUUUGCAGCAUGUAGUACCUAUGCGCAUGAGGGAUCAUGGUGCGAAUUACUUUCCAUACGAUGUGCGAUACGAGCCGUACAUUGCAAGAUUGGGUUUGCUGCCCUCUGUGUUGCAAUUCAUGCGAAACCCACCAUCGGUGAACCAUGCAGCGCUCACCACACUUACGGAUCAUUGGAGGCCCGAGACACACUCUUUCCACCUUGCCUGUGGGGAGAUGACGAUGACCCUAGAGGACAUGGCCAUGAUAAGCAGACUUCUUAUCAACGGCUUAGUUGUUACGGGUCAUGUCUGCAUCGUUAACUGGCGAGCUCGGGUUGGUGAUUUAAUUGGUGUUCAGCCCCCCCUCCCUCUGCCAGGCAAGGAUGAUAGCUUGUAAGUGAAGCAUUCCUGGCUAAAAGAAGUGAGAGGAGCAAACAAUUCGUGCCCUGUGGAUGCCGAUGAGAUGGUUGUGCAGCAGUAUGCUCGUGCCUAUAUUUGGUAUGUGCUAACCAAAGUGGUCUUCACAGACGCAACUGAGGACUAGGCCCUCUGGAUGUAUUUGGAGCUACUCAGGGACUGGGAUACUCAGUAUAGCUGGGGUUCAGCAGCACUAGCAUUCUUGUAUUGUCGGUUGGACCGGGAGUCAACGAGGACAAAAUACACAUCUUCAUUGUGCGGGUUUGUGUGGAGCCUCCCUGUGUGGAUGUGGGAGCGCUUGCCGGUUGGACGUCCCGUGGUCAAGAACCCCGAUAAUCCAAACCCCAAUCUGCAUGAAGGGCUUCAUGAUCAAGAUCCGUAUCGCCGCCCCACAAUUUCCUAUUGUUGGGACCAGGUCCAUGUUUACAUCGGAAGCUCUCAUGGGCGAUAUAAGUGUUAUGUGAACGAGCUGGACACCUUAACUGUUGAGCAGGUUUUCUGGUGGCCUUAUGAUAAUGAUCGUGAUUUCAACAUCAACGGGAUGUGCACAUGUGAUAAUCUUCUUUGGCGGGCGAGGUGUCCAAUGAUAUUCUAUUAUGUUGUCGAGUGGAACUUUGUAGACCGUGUUGCCAUGCAAUUUGGAAAACUGCAAGGUAUUCCAAUUGAGGAGAGCAAGGAGACAAUCACUAAGCUGCAUAGGUUUAGUCGAAGGAACAAUCAGGAUAUAUCGGAUUGGGCGAACAAAUACAAUCAUUGGAUAUCAAUGUGGAAUCAGAGAGAGAUGUUUGUGGAGUCAGAGAAUAGACCCCACAAUGAUUCAGCAUACCAGAAAUAUCUUGUGUGGUAUGGGCAGCAUUAUCGGUUCAAGCUUAAGCCCGGUUGGACACAAGAGGAGUGGGACGAGUUGGUGUCGGAAGACACAUCACAUGCAGAAGGUUAUCAUGCCUUCAACAUGGUUGUGCGAGAGACUAUAAGGAGUCAAGUUGACUACGCAGCCAUGCAUGACGAAUUGGGUAGAGAGUUUCUUAUGUGCAUGAACAAUAGCACUAAGUCAUCCCCAAGGAGGUGCAUUAUCUGAAAGAACUCUUAGGACCACGGUGGAGAAGUUUAAGGCAAUGUUCCACAAGUGGGCAGCUAUGCUUUCUUGCCACAGUGCUUAGUCUAUGGACGUGUUUACAGCUCGUACUAGCCGCUCGUCCAGAGCUAGACGUCCUCAUGUGACCAUCGAUGAUACAGAAGAAGAGGAACAAAUACAAGAGGAGCAGGCAUAGGCGCAUGAGGUAGAUAUUGAUGCCCCACAGUCAUCACAACCGUCACAGCCGACGACGAAGAAGAAGAAAGGCAAAGAUAAGAGAAAGAAGAUACUUAAUUAUUGGUUUUGUAGUCCGGAGUAUCCUCAUAAGAUUUUGCCUAAGGGGAUGGUUAGAGACGGCGAGGAGGAGUCUAGUGAAGAA